This is a messenger RNA of Opisthorchis viverrini, 1671 nucleotides long. RefSeq lists its product as hypothetical. The transcript has 5 exons. Lineage: Eukaryota; Metazoa; Platyhelminthes; Trematoda; Opisthorchiida; Opisthorchiidae. Gene Ontology annotation, biological process: transmembrane transport. The record is from RefSeq and is a predicted model, not a curated record. Gene Ontology annotation, cellular component: membrane. The coding region runs from base 39 to 1481 and encodes 480 amino acids. Gene Ontology annotation, molecular function: transmembrane transporter activity.
AGACACCUCAUCAAUUUGACUAACGUGGAAUUUGACGUAUGAUGAGGAUUAGUAGAAGGAUUUUCUUCGCUGUUUUCGCCGUUCUCACUUUAUUCGUUACUACCGGCAUCAUCCUCGGUUUGUGGUGGCAAGUGGGUGUGCAGGCUGUGCUUUCCCCCGGACAGUAUGGGUGGUUCACGGUCUCGUUCUACUUCGGAGCAAUCAUCGGCAGCCUACUUUCCUGCCGUACGCUGUCAUCCUACGGACGCCAUUGGACUCUUCAUUUCUCUUGCCUUCCGAACUUGGCGGGCUGGUUUUACAUGUUUCUUACUGCCCGAUCACUUUCGGAUCAUGCUGUACCGAUCUUGUCUAUUUUUAUGGGCCGCCUGCUGACUGGUGUUGCAGUUGGACUGAUGAUUCCGGGGGGGUUGAUUUAUCUCAUAGAGCUUGCGCCAGCUGAUAGCUCGGGACUUUUCGGAUGUCUUGCUCCCCUUGGGCUCGCCUUGGGGUCAACAUUUGCCCAUGCCACUCUGGCGUACGCUAACUAUGUCUACUUUGUGUUCGCUGGUUCUAUUUUAUUGGUGUUCGUCAACCUGACCAUAUGGUUGUUGCCUGAGUCACCUAGAUGGUUGGCAAAGACGGAGCAGUUUGACAGAGCAGCGGCUGCCUGUUCGUGGUUUGGUUGCCAGAACUACCAGCAACUCAUUGAUAGCGAAUCUUCGCUGAAAGCAGCUCCAGGCUGCACCGACAAUGUUGACGUCCAGUUAACACGAUUUCAACGUUUCAAACGAUUCCUUUUCGGUUUUACGAAUAUGUCUUCUAUGGACAAAUCCAACGCCCACUUGGCUUGGCGUCUGCUCGCACUGCAACAGCUCACACUUAUCGGCCCGUUACUUAAUUUCUGUGAAUCUCUCUUUACGUUCGGUGGGUCUCCUUGGACUUUGCGUUACGCCGGAACCAUCGGAUUACCUCAGUGUGUUUUCACUGCUAUCGCUGCGUUAGUUGUCAGCUACACACCACGAAAGAACAUGCUACACUGUAGCACGUUGACUAUGUCUCUAUCCUACUUCAUCCUUGGCGUGCUUCUGAAGUUUGACUACUUCAAACCCAUCAGUCCGUUCACUGUUUUGUGCGUUUCGUUGUGUCUCAUCGGCUACUCUCUGGGCUGGGGCCCAAUACCUAUCAUUAUGGUGGCUGAAAUGUUCAACACACAACAUCGUGGUUUCAUAGUCGGCAGUGCUAUGGUCAUCUCAUGGAUCUUGGGAAUUGUAACAAUAUUGUUGUUUGAACCGCUCACUACACUUCUUGGUGCUCCGUGCUACUUUUGGCUCUCGUCAUUCGCGUGUGUUCUCUGCACCGUCUAUGUUCAUCUAUACGUACCCGAGACGAACACGUGUGUGUGCAAGCCGCCGAUAACGAAGCUCACUCAGGCAUUAAAGCUCGAACCUAUGCAGCCAGAAGUCAAGCGAAAGGCGAAUGGUUUGCGGAUGAAGGGAGUGUAAUCAUUGUGACGUACUUAUUUGACGAUAUUUGAUUUCGAAUACAUUUUUUUUCUUAUAUUUGCUGCAACAAACCUGUUUUACCAACCAACUAUUUAUAAGUUGGUUUCAUAUUAUUUCUUGUUUGGCGUAUAAAAAACAGUAGGUAUUUCUUCUGAUUGUGUCUGUUCUGUGGAGCGCCGUACUGUUUUUC